CUUCAGGAGUUUACGUUACAAAGUUACAGAGUACGUACAAUAAUUGUAUUUGCAUGUAAUACGCAUUACGCUGUAGCUGAAUUUGACUGUUGACAAGUUAUUUAAAUACUCAGUGCAAUUGUGCACUGAACUUUCUCUGCCCGUUACUGUUAGACGUUAAAUCAUCAUGGGUGUUAUGCCGCCCCUUCUCUUACUGUGUCGAACGCUCAUGCUGGCUAAUCGCACCGAUCCGCAGUGUACACCGGAAAAUAUAGCGAACGCGCGGAAUCAGAUUCCUCACUGGACCUCCCAGGCGCCGGAAGGGCGCUGGCUGCAUAUUGGCGAGGAAAUCAACAUCACCGCCGACAGAAUUAAGGAAGAAGAGGCCGCUGCUGCCGCCGCCGCAGCGCUGACCACCACGCCGGCACCGUGCGAUUCCGAACCGGGACCCGCGAACGAGUUCAUCAUCCCGUGCCCUAAUCGCUGGCUGCGCGAAACCUAGUGGGAAGUUGGGAAGAUUUCUGAAGCUAUGAUAGUGUAGUAGGCGGUUCUUUAUAAA
Molecule: messenger RNA, 538 nt
Organism: Paramacrobiotus metropolitanus
Lineage: Eukaryota; Metazoa; Tardigrada; Eutardigrada; Parachela; Macrobiotidae
Exons: 2
Coding region: 167-481 (104 amino acids)
Source: RefSeq, a predicted model, not a curated record